Beta vulgaris subsp. vulgaris (sugar beet) is the source of this 4199-nucleotide messenger RNA. Its product is annotated as protein EXPORTIN 1A. Bases 399 to 3632 code for a protein of 1077 amino acids. The record is from RefSeq and is a predicted model, not a curated record. The transcript has 32 exons. Gene Ontology annotation, molecular function: small GTPase binding; nuclear export signal receptor activity. Lineage: Eukaryota; Viridiplantae; Streptophyta; Magnoliopsida; Caryophyllales; Amaranthaceae. Gene Ontology annotation, biological process: ribosomal large subunit export from nucleus; protein export from nucleus; ribosomal small subunit export from nucleus. Gene Ontology annotation, cellular component: cytoplasm; nucleus.
AAUUUGGGCCCAAAAUUUUCUCUCUCCUAAAUUACUCUACUACACUCCUACUCUUCUAUACUCCCUCUCUAGAACUUUCUCUCUCCAAAACAACCAAAAAAAACCUAUCUAAGUACCUCAACUUCACAUCAACGCUAACUCAAAAAUUAUUAUCACUACUAAUACCACACAAAAAAAAAAAGGUAAAACCAAUUUCAAUUUUCAAAGUGUUUUCUUCUAAAAACUCUGCUUCAAUUUGAAGCUGUCUUUUUUUUACUGUCUUCCCUCUUUCUCUUCUUCUUUUUUUUCUCUCUCCUCUAAAAUCUUCGCAGUUCUAGGGUUUUUCGUUCACUCAACUAUAUUUCGUCGACUAAUUUCUAGGGUUAGGGUUUAUCGGAAGCUUUUUCCGAUCAUCAAAUAUGGCGGCAGAGAAGUUACGGGAUUUAAGUCAGCCUAUUGAUGUUCCUUUACUUGACGCUACUGUUGCCGCUUUCUAUGGCACUGGAUCUAAAGAAGAGAGGGCUGCAGCAGACCAGAUUCUACGAGAAUUGCAGAACAAUGCUGAUAUGUGGCUCCAAGUAGUUCACAUUCUUCAGAACAGUCAAAACUUAAAUACAAAAUUCUUUGCGUUACAGGUUUUGGAAGGUGUCAUUAAAUACCGAUGGAAUGCAUUGCCUGCUGAACAGCGAGAUGGAAUGAAAAAUUACAUUUCUGAAGUUAUUGUUCAGCUUUCAAGAGACGAGGCUUCUUUCAGGCGGGAAAGGCUAUAUGUCAACAAAUUAAAUGUCAUACUUGUUCAGAUUUUGAAGCAUGACUGGCCUGCUAGGUGGCAAAGCUUCAUUCCCGAUCUUGUAAGUGCUGCUAAAAGCAGUGAAACAAUUUGCGAGAACUGCAUGGUCAUAUUAAAGCUGUUGAGUGAGGAGGUUUUUGAUUUUUCAAGAGGUGAAAUGACGCAACAAAAGAUUAAGGAACUAAAGCAGUCUUUGAACAGCGAGUUUCAACUUAUUCAUGAGUUGUGCCUGUAUGUGCUAUCAGCAUCUCAGAGGACUGAGUUGAUACGGGCUACGCUAUCUACACUUCAUGCGUUCCUUUCAUGGAUUCCUUUGGGAUAUAUUUUUGAAUCUCCCCUGCUGGAAACUCUCUUGAAAUUCUUCUCCGUGCCAGCAUAUCGGAAUCUCACCCUUCAGUGCUUAUCCGAGGUUGCAGCCUUGUCAUUUGGUGACUUCUACAAUGCGCAAUAUGUUAAGAUGUACAAUGUAUUCAUGGUUCAGCUACAGGCUAUCCUCCCUCCCACGACAAGUAUUCCUGAUGCUUAUGCAAAUGGAUCAUCUGACGAGCAGGCUUUUAUUCAGAACUUGGCACUGUUUUUUACUUCAUUUUUCAAGGCGCAUAUCAGAGUUUUGGAAGCUUCUCAAGAGAGCAUAGCUUCACUCCUGAUGGGUCUUGAAUACCUUAUUAACAUCUCUUAUGUAGAUGAUACGGAGGUUUUCAAGGUUUGCUUGGACUACUGGAACUCCUUAGUCUUAGAGUUGUUUGAGGCACACCAUAACGUGGAUAAUCCAGCGGCAGUUGCAAAUAUGAUGGGGCUGCAGCAGAUGCCAUUUCUGCCUGCCAUCGCCGAUGGUAUGGGCUCUCAGCUCCUACACAGGCGGCAACUCUAUGCUGGCACCAUGUCGAAGUUACGUUUGUUGAUGAUUUGUCGAAUGGCAAAGCCUGAAGAGGUUCUGAUAGUUGAAGACGAAAAUGGAAAUAUUGUUCGUGAGACUAUGAAGGACAAUGAUGUUCUUGUUCAGUAUAAGAUCAUGAGGGAAACACUCAUAUAUUUGACACAUCUUGACCAUGAUGAUACAGAGAAGCAGAUGCUUAAAAAAUUAAGCAAGCAGCUGAAUGGUGAAGAUUGGUCAUGGAACAAUUUGAAUACCUUGUGCUGGGCAAUAGGAUCAAUAUCUGGAUCAAUGAUGGAAGAGCAGGAGAACAGGUUUUUGGUGAUGGUUAUUCGGGACUUGCUGAAUUUAUGUGAAAUUACGAAAGGGAAAGAUAACAAAGCAGUUAUUGCAAGUAAUAUCAUGUAUGUUGUUGGGCAGUACCCAAGAUUUCUGAGGGCACACUGGAAAUUUCUGAAAACUGUUGUCAAUAAGUUGUUCGAGUUCAUGCAUGAAACACACCCAGGAGUUCAGGACAUGGCAUGUGAUACGUUCUUGAAAAUUGUGCAGAAGUGCAAACGUAAAUUUGUUAUUGUUCAGGUUGGGGAAAGUGAGCCAUUCGUAUCUGAACUUCUUACUGGCCUUCCAACAACAAUUACUGACCUGGAGCCUCAUCAGAUUCAUAUGUUCUAUGAAGCUGUUGGUUAUAUGAUCAGCGCAGAAUCUGAUCCACAAAAAAGGGAUGAAUUUCUACGGCGCUUAAUGGAUCUGCCCAAUCAGAAAUGGGCAGAAAUCAUUGGACAGGCACGCCAAAGUGUUGAUGUGCUCAAGGAUGCUGAUGUUAUUAGGGCAGUGCUUAAUAUUUUACAGACAAAUACAAGUGCCGCCACCUCUCUUGGUACUUGUUUCUUCCAGCAGAUCUCAUUGAUCUUCUUGGACAUGCUUAAUGUGUACAGAAUGUAUAGCGAGCUUAUAUCAAAUACUAUUGCUGGUGGUGGGCCUUUUGCAUCAAAAACUUCAUUUGUGAAGCUUUUGAGAUCGGUGAAGCGAGAGACUCUUAAACUCAUUGAAACAUUCUUGGACAAGGCUGAGGAUCAGCCACAUAUUGGAACACAAUUCGUGCCCCCAAUGAUGGAUCCUGUUCUUGGGGAUUAUGCGAGGAAUGUGCCUGAUGCUAGGGAGUCUGAAGUGCUGUCUCUUUUUGCGACCAUAAUUAACAAGUAUAAGGCUGCAAUGAUUGACGAUGUCCCUCGCAUUUUUGAAGCUGUCUUCCAAUGCACCUUGGAGAUGAUAACAAAGAAUUUUGAAGAUUACCCUGAGCAUCGAUUGAAGUUCUUUUCAUUACUUCGGGCAAUUGCUACGCACUGUUUCGCUGCAUUGAUUCGGUUGUCUCCUCAGCAAUUGAAACUUGUUAUGGACUCGAUUAUCUGGGCAUUCCGUCACACUGAAAGAAAUAUUGCAGAAACUGGGCUUAACCUCCUGCUAGAAAUGCUAAAGAACUUUCAGACUUCGGAGUUCUGUAAUCAGUUCUACCGGACUUACUUCGUAACAAUUGAGCAAGAAAUAUUUGCUGUGCUGACUGACACAUUUCACAAACCUGGAUUCAAGUUGCAUGUGUUGGUCCUGCAACAUUUGUUCUGCCUGGUACAAUCUGGUGCUAUAACUGAACCUCUAUGGGAUGCGGCAACAGUCCCUUAUCCUUAUUCAAAUAAUGAGAUAUUUGUUCGUGAGUACACCAUAAAGCUGCUCAGUACAUCGUUUCCUAACAUGACACCUGCUGAGGUUACUCAAUUUGUCAAUGGACUGUUCGAGUCAACGAGUGAUCUUUCCACAUUUAAGAAUCACAUACGGGACUUCUUGGUGCAAUCGAAAGAGUUUUCAGCUCAGGACAACAAAGACCUCUAUGCAGAGGAGGCUGCUGCUCAAAGGGAGAGGGAACGUCAAAGAAUGCUCAACAUUCCGGGGCUAAUUGCUCCUAAUGAAAUCCAAGAUGAAAUGUUGGAUUCAUAGGAUGGCUAGUAUUCUAGUCAAAUUUGAUUGGUUUCUAACUCAAUUCUGGGGGCACUCCAAUUUUUAUAACAAAGGAUUUACGAGGCUGGUUUUGGCGAGCAUUACCCACCAUUUUCUUGUUCUCAACUCCUACAGUGUACUUGUUUUCCCCUUGUGAAUGAUGACGGUGCCCCUACGAGCAGCCUUGGUUCUUCUGAGUGGAUGGCUUAUAUUAUCAAUUGGCUGGAUGUAGAGUAUUUAGGUUUUUUUUAGGAACAUACAGGGCCGUUUAAGGGCUUUUCUAGAAAAAUUCAGUUAAUUUGUAUUCAUCUGGGGGGUUUAGAGGUGUGUUUAAUUUAGUUGGACUUUCUGGCAUCAAUCUUUUGAUGUAGUUAUGAUAUAUUGUUAAGGAAUACUGCGUUGGCUGGUUUGUGCAGAAAGUUUUCUUUUGGGGUCUCUCUUAGGAAUGGGGGUUUAUAUUAGACAAUUAGUGUAUUGAUAUUCACAAAGAGCAUUGUUCUUUGAUCUAUACAUACAAUUUUGUUCUACUAAAUGUGGUGUUAUAUAGUAGUGUGAUUUAAAGCAUUA